GCCCUUUAUAUAUCCCAUUGCAAUACAAAAUAAAAUCAACCCUAGGGUUUUCUCUCCCCAUUCCCCUUCGCCUCAAAGAGACGCCAAUUUUAUAAGAGGAAAGAAUCCAAUAGCCACCCAAUCAUCAUGACAGGAAAAGCAAAGCCAAAGAAGCACACAGCCAAAGAAUUAGCAGCAAAGAUCGAUGCAGCAACAACCAACAGGGGUGGUGGCAAAGCUGGAAAAGCCGACAGGUCUGGUAUUGAAAAAGGUGGACAUGCUAAGCUUGAAUGCCCUCUUUGCAAAGUGACUGCACCUGAUAUCAAGUCUAUGAAGAUCCACCAUGAUGCUAAACAUCCCAAACUUGCUUUUGAUGAGACAAAACUCAACAAUCUUCAUGCUGUUGCUCCUGUUGCUGAAUCUAGCAACAAGGUUAAACCCGGUAUCCGUGGCAGUCUCAAGAAGUGAUUAAAUAGGGAUAAUAGUCUUUGUGGGGGGCAUGAAUAAUAUGUAAUCGUUAUCAUUCUCAUGUUUCUUGGUUUAUAUGGAAGUUACUGAUGUUAUGGUUGUUAUUGUGGCUGUUGUUCCGGAUAUAAUUUGCUUUUAUAUAUAAUUACUGUUUUGAUGUUA
Messenger RNA from Lycium ferocissimum, 609 nucleotides. RefSeq names its product protein METHYLENE BLUE SENSITIVITY 1-like. The transcript has a single exon. Lineage: Eukaryota; Viridiplantae; Streptophyta; Magnoliopsida; Solanales; Solanaceae. The record is from RefSeq and is a predicted model, not a curated record. Bases 127 to 447 code for a protein of 106 amino acids.